UAAACCGCGUGAAAGGGGCUAUAACGGGGUCAAGGUUACACCUAAAAAAAAAUUCUGCCAAAAUCAGCUGAUAUCGAUUGACGUCCGUUUACCCUUGAAAAAUGAAGAAAUAAAUAAGAAAUCUUAGACGUAUUUUUCAGUCAAGAGAAGCCCUAAUAACAACUAACACCCUACAUGUCACGAUGCUCUCUCUAAAAUAUAUUAUAGCGGUGUACUCUUGGCUGUUCCCUUGCCUAAUUUCACCUGUCCUCUCCAUUUCCAAACACCCGAUUUUAAUUGUGGUGUCCUAUGAUGCUUUCAGGUAUAACUUCUUUGAAACUGAACAACUACCCUAUAUGGAACUAAUAAGGCAUAAAGGGACGUACGCCGAUUACCUUACCAAUGUCUUUCCGACAAAAACAUUCCCGAAUCAUCACUCAAUAGCCACAGGUUUAUAUGCUGAAACCCAUGGGGUGAUUGGGAAUAGCUUUUAUGACCCCCAACUAAAGCAAAUUGUCAGGAUGGGCUAUGAUAUGUACCAUUACAAUGAGAAGAUUGUGCCCAUAUGGAGGUUGAAUGAAGAUAGAGGAGAUGAAAGGUAUUCGGCUAGUGUUAUGUGGCCUGGAGCAAUUUUUCCAUAUCAAGGCAAAAAUAUCACAUGGGCUUUACCAUUUGAAAUGGGAUAUGACUGGCAUAAAAGAGUUGAUCAUGCAAUUGAAUGGAUUACAGACCCAAAGAAACCUGCCAACCUGGUCAUGUUAUACUUUGAAGAACCAGACACCCAUGGGCAUGCCUUUGGGCCUAACUCAGAAAUUGUCAAAGAUUUAAUUCAUAAAUUGGACAAUAUUACUGGCUAUUUACAUGAACAACUAAAGGUGCAUAAGCUCACUGACCAUGUAAAUGUGAUACAUGUGAGUGAUCACGGUAUGACCACAGUAACUCCUCCACAUUUUAUAAAUAUAACUAAGUUUUUGACUAAUGGGACAUAUGACUGGGCAGGAGCGAGCCCUGCUAUUCAAAUUAUACCUCAUGAAGGACAUCACAAUAAAAUUUAUGAAUCAUUAAAGGCAGCAUCGAAAAUUAAUAAACAUUUUCAAGUGUUUAACAAGUCAGAUUUCCCUGAAAGAUGGCACUAUAAAGGGAAUAGGAGGGCUCCCCCUAUAUUGGUCAUGGCUGAUGUGGGAUAUGCUUUAGAUGAUUUGAUCAUUGCUGCUCCACAAUAUGCUAAGAAGUAUAAUUUCACUUUAACAAACUCUUCAGAAUUCGGGGUCCACGGCUACGAUUACACCGUAAAAGAAAUGCACCCUUACUUCAUGGCGGUGGGGCCAAAAAUCAGAAAAUCUACAAAAGUGGACCCGUUCGAUACCGUCGACUUAUUUAAUAUAUUUUGUGCAAUUUUGGACCUUAAUCCCACCCCGAAUAACGGCUCCACAAACCCAACCGAGCAGAUCGUAUAUGCAACCGCUGACGUCGUCCUCACCAAUUUUCUGAUAUUGAUAAGCGGGGUUCUGGUAGUUUUAGUCUUGAUAAGUUUAUCGAUGACUUCGACUCUGGUCGCCAUAAGACGGCAACAAAGAGCCGCGACCAAUGCGGCACUAAAUAAACGUUUACGGCAAAGUUUUCCGAACUACAUUGAGGCACAGCAUUUGCUGGAGCCCGAGGAGGCCUAAGUGAACACAAAUUUUAUAGGGAAAAUAUGCGUGUAUGUGGGUGGGAUAAUGGGGUAUAAAAGCAACUAAACUGAUCGAUAUUUUGAAAGCUUUUGAUGAAAAAAAUGGUAUAAUUCUUAUCAACGCUCUUCUAACCAACGUUUCGGCACUACUUUGUGCCGUCUUCAGGUAAGUAACCCAACAAUCAAUUGAAUCUUUAAGUAAACAUUUUGUGCAGGAUGCGCUUUUUGUUAGAGCCCGAUAGAAGAAUCUACAGAGUAUUCAAAAAAAUGUAAAUACGAAAGUUUCUUGACUUCAACAUGGUUCUUAAUUUUUAUUAAUACAGGGUAUACGAAAAAUACUUUACCGUCAAUGCCAAAAUUUUAAUUGGAAUUUAAGUCGGGUCUCAAAUAUGGCUUAUUGAAAAUACAGAAAAAUGUCCAAUGGUCUGACGCACCCGGUAUACAUUUAACCCUUUGAAGCCUAAUGGGUCAUAUGUAUCCCAAUGCUAAAAGGGUUGUAGUAUAUAAUCUAAAGAUAAUCAAAGUUUCUGAUAAGCAAAAUCAAUAUUUAUUCUACAUAUAGAAAGGUAUUUCAAAAGAAGUAAUAUAAAAGUCUCUAGGUGUGGUAUAAUGCAAAAGAUUGUUGGCAUAAAGAUAUGGAACAAAUAGUUCUUGUGCUUUUUUGAAUCUUGCAUUCAGCACAUCUGUUACGUCUUUGUCUAGUUUCAGUUUGAUUCGGUAAUAGUGAUCACCUACAUUUAUUAGGGUGGGAGAAGACAUUGACGAACGACCAUAUGACGUUGUACGAAUCACUUUAUCCUCCGGUCUUCCAACAGCAAUGACUUUCUGAAACAUUAACCAAAAAUGACAAAGGAAGCUUGUGGAGGUGGUGUGUCUCUUUAUAAAUGAUUCAGGAAUUUACUGCGAUUGUAAGAAGGAUUUUGCAAAAUACCUUCUUCCAUCGCUUUUUUUUCUAUUAAUAUCAUAUAAGCCAGUCAACUGAUCUGACAAACAUACUCCGCCCAUAUUGAGGUUAUAAAAGUUUAUACAUUCGGGGCAAUUGAUCUUUACUUCAGUGACAUCUCUGCUUGUACGAUCACCUUUGAUGAUUGUGUUUUGAUUACAGUUAGUCAUAACAAGUACCUUUUUUGUAUAGAUUUUAUUUAAUAAAUGUCAAAAACAAUUUUUAUUAAAUACAAUAUAAUUUAUAUUUUACAAGUAGCAAUUGACUAAAGAGCUCCUGUUUCACAUCCUAUAUUUAUAAGAGUAUAAAUGUUGCAUAAGCUCAUGACAAUUAUUUCUUCUUGAACCAAACAUAUUAAGCAUAAAGAAUAUAAUUUAUCCAUUCAAAAAUAAGCUAGCAUGCCUUGAAUCUGCCAAAAAUAUAAUUUGCUAAUUAAUAAUUUGAAACAAUCCCAUUACAAGUUGUAUUGCUUAGUUUUUUUGAUGAUCAGAAGUGAGAAAUUAAUGAAUGCCUAUUGUAAGGCAUCAUAACUACGAUUCCAUUACUGUUUCGUGGAAAUCCGUUUGUUCUUGCUUUUUCUUAGUUUUCUGAUACAAUAUGAAAAUUCUUGCGAUGGUUGAUUGAGCAAUAAAACUGAAAAGACUUUUUGGCUAUAAUUUAUAAAAAACCAUAGAAGAACUUUGAUUCAAGUCAAGAAGUAUUAGGCAAGGUCUGUUUUCAGACCACGCUUCGAACCAAACCCAACCUUUCUUGCUAUCAAUUCGACGAUCUUAAUCACCACUCAUAUUUUUAGACUCCACUUUUAAAUCACUCAAGAAAUCGGUGUCAAGAUCUUCCUUUGACAUAGUUGGCUUUGGUCUGAUGGGGCGCAUUUUUUUGCUUGUUCUUUUGUAGUAGUUCUAGACAUGUGCCUCUAAAUCAAUAUCACUGCUAUAGAGGCACAUGUAUCUAGUUGAUAGUCAGAUCCAAUGUCUGCAAAAAGGUCUUCAAGGUCAGCUAAACAGUAUGCAAGAUCUUCCAUCUCGGUUAUAGUCAGUGGUUUUCUGUAACAAUCUGAGAACGAAUGGGUCCACCGAUAAGACGUUUUGGACAAAUAUGCCCCAGUUGCCAUUUAUCCUUCCCAAAAUACAUCAAAUAUUAACAAAACUUGACAACUAACGUACCUUGACAUCUUUAAUAUAUUUAUUAACAUCACAAACAAUUUGCGCCUUAUUGAUACAAAAUUCGAAUAGAGCGAUCGUAUAAAGCACUUAUUUCUCUAUCAAGGAUUUUCAAAAUAGAAAAUAUACAAGCCGUCCCAUUUCAAAUUUUAGAAUUGAGGUCUGUGCUUUCCAUUAAACCUCGUAUUAAUAAAACUGCAAUAAUUAAAAAAUAUGUUCAACACCCAGAAUCUCUUGCAGGUAAGUUUUUGUCGAACACUCUGUAGAUUUGGAGAAAAGUUAUAGGCCUCUAAUAAAAUGCUCAACCAAAUUUAACAAUUUUUUGGAUUAAAAUGAAUUAUUUGCUUUUAUAUCCCAUUUAAGUAUUCAAAGCCAGUGCUUAAGCGCCCAAUAUUAUUGAAUGCUCAAAACUAUAAUUUAUUUUUGUUAUAUAUUGUUAUAAAAUUUGUUGAAACUAAUUCGUCCAUUCCUAAGCCCUUAUUUUUGAGGUUUCCAUCAAAUUUAAGCUGGAUCCUUUAAAAUUGUUAAAUUAUACUACAGGGUUAUUCUAUUAUAAAGGCUGUAUAAUAUGUUCCGCUUAAUUUCUGAAGUUAUAUUGGAAAUAUAUAAACAAUUAUAUGGUAAGCGAUUUGCAGGCCGACAUAUUUUUUAACGGAUAUGCAAAGUUGGGACAAUAAAUCGAGUCAAAUUCAAUCCGGUUCAAUCAAAAUAUAUAGUACUGUAGUCAAAAAAGAGUUUUUCUAGUCAUUUUAGGAAUAUAUAUGUGUAAAAUAGUAAUUUUGCACGGAAAUUCGGUUUAACUUGCAAAAGAAAUUUUUUUUUAAUACUAUUAGGUUGAAGUUUGUUGCACAUUUAGAUGUUAUAAGGUGUAAAUUUGUUUUAAAUAUUAGGUUUGAGAUAAUUUUAGAUUUACAUAUUUUAAUACAAGGGAACUCGAUUGAUUGUAAGAAAACUACCACUAGAUAAAUUUUGGAGACACUUAAAAUAUUCCUAUUGUUUUCAAAUUUUAAAAAAAAACUUUUUUUUAUAUUUUCUCUAUUUUUUGUCAGAAAUUUUAAGUUUGUCUAAUAUGUAUGACGACCGAAUUAAAGGACAUAUAUUACUUAUAUGUACAUUGUAAAUCCCAUUUAAUUUUUUUUCCACUUUUGGUACACUAAAAUGCGCAGUUUAAACGAAAUUUAGAGAAAAAAAAGUUAAGAAAGUUACAGGGACGAUGCUGACGUCUAAUUCCGGCAUAACUGGAGAUGCCAAAACUGUCAAUAUAUGUUUCCCAGUAAGCUUGCCAUGAUGCCAAAUUUUCCUAGUCAUAGUUUCCCUAUAUACUAGAUCAAUAGAGUUCUCAGAAAAUUUUAUAGUUGAUGACGUAAAUUGUUACUAAUAUGUAUAUAAAAUUGUUUUUAGCAACUUUUUGAAACAAUAGUUUAGAAAGCAAUAGUUGCUUGGUGUUAUUGCGUACAAAAAUUUGUAUUUAUUAUAAAAACUUUCUUUUCUGUUCGUUUCUAUGGUUUCAAGUGUAAAUUAUAAAUUUGGCUUAGACAAACACACAAAAAGGGACCCUUCUGACACUUUUAUUCUAAAUUAAGGUUACUCAUGUUUAAGCAUUUCGGCUAUUGUAAUAGCCAUCAUCAGAUACAUAACAAUAGAAAACACAUCACAAAGGUAAUAUGUUAUAUAGUUCUGUAUCUAAUUAUGGCUAUAUAACAAUAGCCGAAAUGCAUAAUACAUUAGUUUAAAGAUGUUUUGCUUUUUAUUGUGGGGAGAACGACAACCUUGCGUAACCUUUAUAGUUCCACUCCUCUGCUAAGUAUGGACUUCUACACAACAAUUUAUUUAUUGCUGUGUCUCUCUAAUUUAAGUUUAAUAUUACUCAAUAUAAGUACAGAAAACCCUAGAAAAGUGAUGUGAGUUGGCCAAAAAUAAACGCAAUGAUUAAAAUUAGAUACAAAAUGGAUAUAAUAGGUUUAUUAUACAUAUUACAUACUAUAUGAUAAAAUUUAUUCUCAAAAAUAAAUGUGACUCAAUAAAGCUAUAUUAAUUAGA
Molecule: messenger RNA, 5794 nt
Organism: Anthonomus grandis grandis
Lineage: Eukaryota; Metazoa; Arthropoda; Insecta; Coleoptera; Curculionidae
Product: ectonucleotide pyrophosphatase/phosphodiesterase family member 5-like
Exons: 6
Coding region: 183-1649 (488 amino acids)
Source: RefSeq, a predicted model, not a curated record